Messenger RNA from Chenopodium quinoa (quinoa), 1260 nucleotides. RefSeq names its product xyloglucan endotransglucosylase/hydrolase protein 24-like. NCBI's taxonomy places the organism in Eukaryota, Viridiplantae, Streptophyta, Magnoliopsida, Caryophyllales, Amaranthaceae. Gene Ontology annotation, cellular component: cell wall; apoplast. The transcript is spliced from 3 exons. The coding region runs from base 202 to 1056 and encodes 284 amino acids. The record is from RefSeq and is a predicted model, not a curated record. Gene Ontology annotation, molecular function: hydrolase activity, hydrolyzing O-glycosyl compounds; xyloglucan:xyloglucosyl transferase activity. Gene Ontology annotation, biological process: cell wall biogenesis; xyloglucan metabolic process.
GCUAAUACUCUCUAGUCCCUACUAUAGUUGUUACUCUUUCCAUUCACAUAUUAUUAUUACUAGAAAUUAUGAAUCUUCCUUCUUUUGCAUAUUAUCCACUUCACACUACUAUAUAAAUACCUCUUCUUCCACUCUUUCUUAACCACAUCCCACACUCUACUUAGCUCCUUAUCUUUACUACAACACAAAAAAAAAAAAAUUAUGGGGACUAGGCAUGACAAUAACGUUAUUGUGCUUGAAGUUGUAACCGCGGUCGUGGUUGCUCUUAUGUUGUGCACCACGGCCUAUGGUCUCGGGAACUUUAACACCGAUUUUGAACCCACAUUUGGUGGCCCGAGGGUUCGUGUAUCCGGUCCUGGUGGUCAACAACUUGCACUUACCCUAGAUAGGGGUUCAGGGUCCGGGUUUCGUUCUAAGAGGGAGUAUUUGUUUGGACGGAUUGAUAUGCAGAUGAAAUUUGUUUCUGGUAACUCUGCUGGCACGGUCACCACCUUAUAUUUGUCAUCUGAUCAAAGCACGGGAAGGCACGACGAGAUUGAUUUCGAGUUCUUAGGGAACGUUUCCGGCCAGCCAUACACCAUCCACACCAAUGUGUUUAGCCAAGGGCAAGGCAACAGGGAGCAACAAUUCCACCUAUGGUUUGACCCGUCUCUAAACUUCCAUACCUAUUCCAUUGUUUGGAAUCCAAAACUCAUCAUGUUCUUGGUUGACGAAACACCUUUAAGAAUAUUCAGAAACUACGAGAACAAAGGAAUAACGUUUUUCCCUAAAAUCCAACAACAAAGAAUAUACGCAAGUCUUUGGAAUGCCGACGAUUGGGCUACACAAGGCGGAUUGGUGAAGACAGAUUGGUCUAAGGCUCCCUUCACGGCCUACUAUCGCAACGUUAACAUCAAUACCGCGAGGAAUGGGAGAUGGAUGACCCAUGAUCUUGAUGCAAACAGCAGGAGGAAACUGAGAUGGGUUCAAAGAAACUACAUGAUCUACAAUUAUUGUACCGAUUGGAAGCGAUUCUCUCAAGCUUUUCCACCCGAGUGCAAGCACGGUUUCGAGUAGGGAAACAACUUUAAAUUGUUUGACAAAAGAUGCAUCGCCUUAAGUUUUUACACCAUUGUUAUUCAUGAUCUCUAUUGAUAUUGUUUGAAGUAACGUUUGUUUUAAUUCUUGAAAACUUACUAUAAAAAGCAUCAUUGUACGUGUGAUAUCGACCAAAAUGUAUACGUUUGCUAUUUUUAUAUCAAUAUAUUUAUUAUAAACUAA